AUGGGGAGUGUCGUCUCACGGUGCAGGGAUAGUUCGCCGCCAACGCGAGUGACAUCCGCGUGCCGUACAGUGCGCCUCGCCAAUGUAGCACGGACGCUGCGAUAUUCGCCAAAAUAUGCUAAUACCAUGUUGGGUGGGGAAACUGCUUCAGCUAAGCUCGGUGCUGCUGCAGAAAAGGGUGGCAGUAGGGAGGAACCACCCUUGCCGUCUUCAGCCGAUAUGACGAAGCGAAAUACGAGUGAAAAGACAGUAGCACCGCCCCCAGUGCCAGUCUCUAGUUGCCUGGUGCCGUCCAAGCAUAUACCAAACCCGAAAAAGGUGUCGGGAUGGGUGCCCUCGCCACCCUCAAAUGAGAAGGAAGAUGCAACGAAGAAUGGCCAAGUCUCACAUUCCCAGCAGACUGCGCUCAGUGAAAAUGUCGGCUCCCCUGCAGGGCCCAAUAUGACAGACAAGUGCAUUACUGCCAAUUCAACCGAGUGUAAAUCACCGAAGCAGGAUAUCAGUGGAAAAAGCAGCUCUAUGGCGCCAACAUUGUCUGACACGGCCGUAGCGCACAGGGAUUAUAAGAACUCUCUCGAGUGUGCGGAGGAAAGUCCGAGCUCGAAUGCGUCGCCCCAACCCAAGAAGGGGGCAUCUCAGACGCAAGUGGUUAAUCUGUUAGAUGCGCAUCAGUCAGACGGUCGGGUUCCACAGGACUUUAUGGAGUAUAUUGUCCAACACGCCAUGCAUUUGAGAAAUGCUCAUGUAGUUUGGUUUAAUGUAGACAACAACAGAAAGAUGCUCACACGACGUGAGCAUCGCGCAGUGGUAUGGAAUCCACUUGAGGAAAUUGCAGUUACCGAAGCGGAGGAGAAGCCGCUCAAGGAGGCGGCUGAGGAAGUUCCGGUGGCCCCCUUUGUAGAGAAAAAACGACAGCCGUCACCAGCACCACAAAAACAAAAACGGCCACAGUCACAACCACAGCCACAGCCACAGUCACAGCAGAAAGCCAUCGAGAAUCCCCCACGACCUCGCACUAGGCCCAUUCUUCCCGAAGAUGUUCCACAUCGCAUGCAGUUAGCAAAGAAGGCUCUUGAAGAUAACGCCUUUUUCAUUUAUUCACGUAAACCGAGGCUAUACUAA
Trypanosoma rangeli is the source of this 1122-nucleotide messenger RNA. RefSeq lists its product as uncharacterized. NCBI's taxonomy places the organism in Eukaryota, Euglenozoa, Kinetoplastea, Trypanosomatida, Trypanosomatidae. The record is from RefSeq and is a predicted model, not a curated record. The transcript has a single exon. Bases 1 to 1122 code for a protein of 373 amino acids.